Molecule: messenger RNA, 1650 nt
Organism: Penicillium cinerascens
Lineage: Eukaryota; Fungi; Ascomycota; Eurotiomycetes; Eurotiales; Aspergillaceae
Exons: 4
Coding region: 1-1650 (549 amino acids)
Biological process (GO): amino acid transmembrane transport
Cellular component (GO): membrane
Molecular function (GO): amino acid transmembrane transporter activity
Source: RefSeq, a predicted model, not a curated record
AUGGAAAACCCCCAAAAGAGCCUCGAGGCCGGCGUGGCCGAGCCAUGCUAUGACGACAGCAAAGCGACUCCGGGUGAAGUGGACGUACCGGGCUCAGAGACACACCGUGGGUUGAGCUCACGGCAUAUUCAAUUCUUGGCACUCGGUGGUUGUAUUGGCACUGGUCUAUUUGUUGGAAGUGGACAGGCAUUGUCCAUGGUCGGUCCAGCUCCCCUGCUCAUGGCAUACAUCGUCAUGUCGACUGUGGUUUACUUCGUCAUGAAUAUGCUGGGCGAAAUGACCACUUACCUUCCGGUGCGUGGCGUGUCGGUGCCAUAUCUUAUUAGUAGAUUCACCGAGCCAAGUUUGGGAUUCGCCGUUGGAUAUAACUACUGGUAUUCAUUCUCGAUGUUAACGGCGUCUGAAGUCACGGCAGCUGGACUUGUCGUUCAAUAUUGGCUAACUUCAGUUAGUGUCGGCGUAUGGAUUGCGAUUAUCCUUCUCGUCGUCCUCUUUCUGAAUAUCGUCGCUGUAUCCUGGUACGGUGAAGCCGAAUUUUGGUUUGCAUCAUUGAAAAUCAUCGCCAUCAUCGGCCUCAUUAUCCUCGGCGUGGUACUCUUCUUUGGCGGAGGCCCGAACCACGAUCGACUCGGAUUCCGCUACUGGCAAACUCCCGGCGCCUUCGUCGAACCGUAUCUGGUGUCAAAUGUCAACACCGGUCGUUUCCUUGCGUUCUGGACUGCUUUGAUCAAAUCUGGAUUCUCCUUCAUUUUCUCUCCUGAGCUGAUCACCACCGCUGCCGGAGAAGCUGUUUCCCCUCGUCGGAACAUUCCCAAGGCCACCAACCGAUUCAUCUACCGUCUCUUUGCAUUCUAUGUCCUUGGAAGCUUGGUCAUUGGUGUCACUGUCGCCUACAAUGACAAGAACCUUCUGUCGGGUGUUGCCAGUGGAGCGUCCGGCGCUGGCGCCAGUCCAUUUGUCAUUGGCAUCCAAAACGCCGGCAUCAAGGGGCUGAACCACGUCAUCAACGCUGCCAUUCUCCUUUCCGCCUGGUCUUCUGGCAACUCCUGGGUUUACGCUGGAUCGCGAACCCUGUAUUCUCUUGCCUGUGCAGGCAACGCUCCCAAGGUCUUCACUCGUUGCACCAAGAACGGUGUACCCUAUCCCGCGGUGCUGGUCACCUGGUCGAUUGGUCUGUUGGCAUUCUUGAACCUGUCGAGCUCGGGAGCCAACGUCUUCUACUGGUUCACCAACAUCACGACCGUCGGUGGUUUUCUCUCGUGGGUUCUCGUGGGUUUUGCAUAUUUGCGUUUCCGCAAGGCUCUGGCUUUCAACGGUCUCCUCGAAUCACGACCUUUCAAGACUCCUUUCCAGCCGUGGGGUACCUACUAUGCCAUGGUGGUUAUUGCCCUGCUAGCUAUUACCAACGGCUACGCUGUCUUCUUCCCGGGGUCCUUCACUGCCUCGGGCUUCCUAGUGUCCUACAUUGUGUUUGCCAUUUUCUUUGCGCUUUACUUCGGUCACAAGAUCUGGUACCGGACCCCUUGGAUGGUUCCCGUGGCAGACGUCGAUGUCAUCUCUGGUAAAGAGGAGAUUGACCGAAUGAGUGAAAAUGAGGUGGAGCGACUCCCUCGCAACUGGCUGGAGCGCGUCUGGUGGUGGAUUGCAUAG